Messenger RNA from Uncinocarpus reesii 1704, 564 nucleotides. RefSeq names its product xanthine phosphoribosyltransferase 1. NCBI's taxonomy places the organism in Eukaryota, Fungi, Ascomycota, Eurotiomycetes, Onygenales, Onygenaceae. Gene Ontology annotation, biological process: GMP salvage; IMP salvage; hypoxanthine metabolic process. The transcript is spliced from 5 exons. Bases 1 to 564 code for a protein of 187 amino acids. Gene Ontology annotation, molecular function: hypoxanthine phosphoribosyltransferase activity. Gene Ontology annotation, cellular component: cytoplasm. The record is from RefSeq and is a predicted model, not a curated record.
AUGCCUGAAAAAGUCUACGUUACGUAUAACCAGCCAAAUCUCAUGAUUGCUAUCGGAGGAGGAGGAUAUGUACCAGCGAGAAUGCUGAGAUCCUUCCUUAAGCGGCCCGGCGCACCAAAUAUUCCAAUCCAAGCCAUUGGGCUUUCCCUCUACGAAGAUUUGGGCAAAGGCGAUAUCGAAGCGCCAGGAACCAAGGUCACAAGGACUCAGUGGCUGGACAUGAGCUCGCUUGAAAUGGCGAAUUUGAUUGGCAAAAAUGUCUUAAUCGUUGACGAAGUGGAUGAUACGCGCACAACCUUGGAGUAUGCUGUCAGGGAACUCGAGAAAGAUGUGGAACUUGCUCAACAACAGCUCGGUCGCCAAGCAGAGAAAACCACAUUUUCGAUAUUUGUGCUUCAUAACAAAAACAAGGAGAAAAAGGGAAAACUGCCUUCAGAAAUGCUGGAAGACGACCGAUAUCUUGCCGCUGUUACCACCGAAGACGUUUGGAUCUGUUAUCCAUGGGAAGCCAAGGACAUCGACGAGCACGACAGACUUGCUGCAGAAAAUCCAUUGGUGUCAUGA